AUGGAUAAAGAAACGGCAUCUAUUGUUAGUAUAGUUUAUGCUCAAUCAGAAAUUCUUCAAAAAGAAGUUUUUCUUUUUGAACGUAUUGAUACAGCUGGACAAAAAUCAUUAAAACAUUUAAGUGCCAUUUGGUUUUUACGACCAACAGAAGAAAAUAUUCAAGCAUUAGUACGUGAAUUACAUGAAUCAAAAUAUGGAAAUUAUUUUAUUUCUGAAGUUGAUGAAUUUGAAUGUGUACGAGUUGUACAAGAAUAUUAUGCAGAUUAUUUAGCUAUUAAUCCACAUUUAUAUUCACUUAAUAUUUCAAAUACUUAUCAGCAAAAUUACAAAUGGAAUGAUAACUUACUUCGUCGAGCAGUUCAAGGUCUUGUUUCAGUAUUACUUUCAAGUACUCUUAAACGUCAAGUUGAUUUUACAGCAUCAAAUCCAAAUGAUAUUAAUCAAACAAUUGUUUUAAUUAUUGAUCGAUGA
This is a messenger RNA of Rotaria sordida, 471 nucleotides long. The record is from the annotation of a GenBank genome assembly. Lineage: Eukaryota; Metazoa; Rotifera; Eurotatoria; Philodinida; Philodinidae.